Molecule: messenger RNA, 2867 nt
Organism: Homo sapiens (human)
Lineage: Eukaryota; Metazoa; Chordata; Mammalia; Primates; Hominidae
Gene: ARMCX5
Product: armadillo repeat containing X-linked 5
Exons: 6
Coding region: 850-2526 (558 amino acids)
Source: RefSeq, marked validated
AGAAGAGAUUUCCUGACACCACAGCUGGAAACCCAUGUGCAUUUCAGUUCAGGAAAGAAUGCGCCGUUUUCCCUAUAUCCGGAAUUCGUCCCUGCGCAUUCCAAUACCUGAAGCGGCCACAGGGUACAGGACAGGGAGCCCUCCGACAGAAAAGAGUCGCGGCGCUAAACAAAGCCUGAUAUCACUCCGCUUCCAUAAGCCGGAUCCCCAUAAACUACGCUCUAGCUCCUCCCACUGCCGUUGUGGGUAACGCGGACGUGGAAGAACCUCGUCUGCGGAGGAAAAGUCCCAGGUGCCGAGUCAAUCCCCAUACACAGCCGCCGCCAUUGCCUCGAGUCCUUGUGUCUGACUGUCUGUUCCUGCUGCUGUAUGACACAGCACCUCGAGGCAAGGAAAUAAGAAAACUGCCUCUGAUCCAAGCAGAGAAGGUAGAUCUGUCCCCAGGUCUGUGGAACUGUCAGUUGUGAAGUUUUGUAAAAUGGUCACCCAACUUAAAACUAGGAAAUUACGAAGAAGAGAAAAUUGCCCUGUAUCUGUUAAGGUCUGCCUGUAGAUCUGCUGUAGGGCUUGUCACCAUUGGAAGCAAGGUCCUACUUCAGUGGCAGAUCUGGUGGCCUUGGAGUGGCUGAAGACCACCACCCUCCACAGGGCUGGGCCCAUGCACAGCCAUCCUUCCCUACCUUGAGUGAGCUUCCUCUGCAUGUUUUCUAUAUCACUGGCAGAGCCUGUAGUUGGAAAGGGGACAGAGUGACUACUGGACUUUGUGUGAAAACACCAACCGGGACAAAACUUCAGUCAAGGCUGAGACGGGUGGGGGUAUAUAACUUGUCCUUACGUUAAACUUGGAACAUGGUUGACUCUGGGACAGAAGCAAGGGCUAGAGGAAAGGCUGAGGCUGGCCUGCAAGAUGGAAUCAGUGGUCCUGCCACUGCUAGAGUGAAUGGUAAAACCCAGGCCGAGGCAGUGGCUGAGGCAGAACUGAAAACAGAAUCAGUGACCCAGGCCAAAGCUGGUGAUGGAGCAAUGACCAGGACACAUACAGUGACCUACAGGGAGGCUAUGGCUGUGACAAGGGAAGUGAUCAAGGUGGAAGAUACAACUAAGACUAGAGUCAUGGUUGAGACUAAGACAAAACCCCUGGCAGAACGCAGUAUAGUGCCACAAACCAAGUCAAAGGCCAUGCCUAUGUCUAGGGUCAGUACUGUAACCAAGUCUGAAGUCAAGGUUGUUGCUGUCAUUGAGGCAAAUAUUAGGUCCUAUGCCAAGUCACAUGAUAAGGCCAAUACUGGGUCCAGACCUGACAGAAGGGAAGAGACCAGCAUUGGGAUGAAAUCCAGUGAUGAGGAUGAAGAAAAUAUAUGCUCCUGGUUCUGGACUGGAGAAGAGCCUAGUGUAGGGUCCUGGUUCUGGCCUGAAGAAGAGACCUCUCUUCAAGUUUAUAAGCCCCUACCUAAGAUCCAGGAAAAGCCCAAGCCCACACACAAACCCACACUUACUAUAAAACAAAAGGUAAUAGCAUGGUCAAGGGCCAGGUAUAUUGUCCUAGUUCCAGUUGAAGGAGGGGAGCAAUCCUUGCCUCCAGAAGGAAACUGGACCCUGGUUGAGACCUUGAUUGAAACUCCUCUGGGGAUUCGACCUUUGACCAAGAUCCCACCUUAUCAUGGGCCUUAUUACCAGACCUUAGCUGAGAUCAAAAAACAGAUUAGGCAAAGGGAAAAGUAUGGGCCUAAUCCGAAGGCCUGCCACUGCAAAUCACGUGGCUUUAGUUUAGAGCCUAAAGAGUUUGAUAAACUUGUUGCCCUCCUUAAGUUAACUAAGGAUCCUUUCAUUCAUGAAAUAGCUACAAUGAUAAUGGGCAUCAGUCCUGCUUAUCCAUUUACUCAAGAUAUAAUUCAUGAUGUAGGUAUUACUGUUAUGAUUGAAAACUUGGUCAAUAAUCCCAAUGUUAAAGAACACCCUGGAGCUUUAAGUAUGGUGGAUGACAGCUCUGAGUCUUCCGAAGAACCAAAAUCAGGGGAGUCAUAUAUACAUCAAGUUUGUAAAGGCAUAAUCUCUUGCCCCUUGAACUCCCCUGUGCAGCUGGCUGGACUGAAAUUACUAGGGCACUUGAGUAUAAAAUUUGAAGAUCACUAUGUGAUUACCAGUUAUAUUCCAGAUUUCCUCACCUUGUUAAACAAGGGAAGUGUCAAAACCAAGUUUUAUGUUUUAAAAGUGUUUUCGUGUUUGUCUAAAAAUCACGCCAAUACAAGAGAAUUGAUCAGUGCCAAAGUACUGUCAUCAUUGGUUGCACCCUUUAACAAGAAUGAGUCAAAGGCCAAUAUUCUUAAUAUUAUUGAAAUAUUUGAGAAUAUAAAUUUUCAGUUCAAAACAAAGGCAAAGCUAUUUACCAAGGAAAAGUUCACUAAAUCUGAGCUUAUUUCAAUAUUCCAGGAAGCAAAACAGUUUGGUCAGAAACUCCAAGACUUAGCAGAGCACAGUGAUCCCGAAGUGAGAGAUAAAGUCAUACGAUUAAUACUAAAACUCUGAAUACCCCUCUGUUCUCAUAAAGCCUCAAACAGUUUUUUGGAGUUGCAAUAUGAAACCAAUGCAUAUUGUAAUUAUAAAUUCAAUACUUAUGUUUUCCAUGUUGAUUGAGGGAGGCAAUUUUAUGGAUACCAAUUAAUCUUGAGAUCCUGAACAUGUGCUGAUUUUUAUUGUGCUAUAUAGUAUAUAAAUUGAGAUAUUUUUGGUAUUUCUGCAACGUGACCUGAUAAUGAAUCUAUUCAUCCUGAGUAAGCUAUACUUCUGUGCUUUAUAUUGAUAUGUGUAUUCUUUUGAGAUUUUAUUUACAUGUUGUUAAUAAAGUUGCAUGCUAAAACUGGUGAAAA